GUAUAGGAAUCUGGGUCAGCUGUAGCUGCUUAGUGCACUUCUGCGUGUGAGAGUAAAACACUGCAGCUUCAAAAAAAAACCCAUUUCUUUCUCUCUUCUGGAAUAAAACAUACUGGCAUGUUAACUGCUUUGUAAAAAUUGUUCAGUUAGCUUGGUUAUCGCAUGGAGAAACCCAAUUCCUCAAUACGGCUUGGAUUUAACAGAAAAAGACAAAAGCAGCUUUCAACUACAACUGCAGAUUAACAGCCCACAUCAUCAGGUAACGCAAGAAGAACAGGCAAGUCGGCCUCUGGAUUUUCCAUCUACUACAGAAGCAAAACAGCUGCAAGAUUUUUUUUUCUUGUCUCUUCUGAAAUCCAUCACACUUGCUUGAAAAUGAAGAUAUUUAAAUGGACUUUGGGUGUACUGCUAUUCCUCCUGUUGUCUAUCGGACGUUGUACAGAACACUCUAAGCUUAAUAAAACAUCCCAGCGGAGGCACCCUCGCUCAGCAGACAGUGGAGAGGAAGGAAAGAAAUGUGGUUACACAUUCUUGGUCCCAGAACAAAAAAUCACAGGGCCAAUUUGUGUGAGUACGAACGGACCAGGUACUGGCAACAGAAAAGAUGAAGUGACAAGAAUGGACAUAGAAAACUUGAAGGAUGUGCUGUCCAAGCAAAAGCGGGAGAUCGAUAUAUUGCAAUUGGUGGUGGAUGUGGAUGGAAACAUUGUGAAUGAAGUCAAAUUACUGAGGAAAGAAAGUCGUAAUAUGAACUCUCGGGUCACUCAACUCUACAUGCAACUCUUGCAUGAGAUAAUUCGAAAGCGUGAUAACUCACUUGAGCUUUCCCAACUGGAAAACAAAGUCCUUAAUGUUACAACAGAAAUGUUGAAGAUAGCAACAAAAUACAAAGAGCUUGAAGUAAAAUACGCAGCACUAACUGAUCUUGUAAAUAACCAGUCUGUGACCAUCUCUCUAUUGGAAGAGCAGUGCUUGAGAAUCUUCUCCCGACAGGACACCCACGGGUCUCCACCUCUCGUUCAAGUGGUGCCACAGCACAUUCCCAACAGUCAGUCGUACCCUCCCGUUCUUUUGGGAGGUAAUGAGAUACAGCGAGAUCCAGGUUAUCCUAGAGACAGAGAUGUAAGACCACCACCUGAUCCAGCUACUUCUCCGACAAAAAGUCCUUUCAGAGUUCCACCACUAGCUUUAAUUAAUGAAGGUCCAUUCAAAGACUGUCAACAAGCCAAAGAAGCUGGGUACUCCAACAGCGGGAUUUAUAUGAUCAAACCUGAAAAUAGCAAUGAACCAAUGCAGUUAUGGUGUGAGAACAGCUUGGACCCUGGAGGAUGGGCAGUUAUUCAGAAGAGGACAGAUGGAUCUGUCAACUUUUUCAGAAACUGGGACAGUUACAAGAAAGGAUUUGGAAACAUUGAUGGAGAGUACUGGCUGGGACUAGAAAAUAUUUACAUGCUUACCAAUCAGGAUAAUUACAGGCUAUUGAUUGAACUGGAAGACUGGAGCAAUAAGAAAGUCUAUGCAGAAUACAGCAGUUUCCGCCUGGAGCCCGAGAGUGAAUUCUACAGGCUGCGCUUAGGAACGUACCAGGGAAACGCAGGCGAUUCCAUGAUAUGGCACAACGGAAAACAAUUUACAACACUGGACAGAGACAGGGAUAUGUAUACAGGAAACUGCGCUCACUUUCACAAAGGCGGUUGGUGGUACAACGCGUGUGCGCAUUCUAACCUCAACGGAGUGUGGUACAGAGGAGGCCACUACAGAAGCAAGUAUCAGGACGGAAUUUUUUGGGCUGAGUACCGGGGAGGUUCCUACUCCCUGAAAGCAGUUCAAAUGAUGAUCAGACCUAUAGACUGAGGAGAAAAAUCCCACAGUGCUCAAACGAUCAAAUAUAAACUUCAAGUGCUCGAGGUCCAGAAAAAUAAAAUACUACACUUAAAUCA
Molecule: messenger RNA, 1940 nt
Organism: Struthio camelus australis
Lineage: Eukaryota; Metazoa; Chordata; Aves; Struthioniformes; Struthionidae
Gene: ANGPTL1
Product: angiopoietin like 1
Biological process (GO): cell surface receptor protein tyrosine kinase signaling pathway
Source: RefSeq, a predicted model, not a curated record